This is a messenger RNA of Fibroporia radiculosa, 1149 nucleotides long. RefSeq lists its product as uncharacterized. Gene Ontology annotation, molecular function: carbohydrate:proton symporter activity. The record is from RefSeq and is a predicted model, not a curated record. Gene Ontology annotation, biological process: carbohydrate transport; transmembrane transport. NCBI's taxonomy places the organism in Eukaryota, Fungi, Basidiomycota, Agaricomycetes, Polyporales, Fibroporiaceae. Gene Ontology annotation, cellular component: membrane. The coding region runs from base 1 to 1149 and encodes 382 amino acids. The transcript has 6 exons.
AUGUUGGUCACCGAAAUUUCCUACCCGACGUACCGAGCGCAACUCACGUCGUUGUACAACUCCCUCUGGUACACUGGUAACAUCGUAGCGUCUUGGACGACGUUCGGAACCUCAAAUAUUAGUACUACAUGGUCUUGGCGUAUACCUUCCAUCUUGCAAGGCCUUCCGUCCGCUUUCCAGUUCUUCUUGGUCCUCCUGGCGCCGGAGAGUCCCCGUUGGCUGAUUUCUAAGGGAAAGGAUGCCCAGGCAUUGAAGACGCUCGCUUACUAUCAUGCCGACGGAAACGAGCUGGACCCGCUCGUGCAAUACGAAUUCCAGGAAAUCAAGGCUGCCAUUGACCUCGACAAACAAUCCGCAAACAACAUUGGAUGGAGGUCUCUCGUUGCUACUCCCGGAAAUAGGAAGCGUGUUAUCAUCAUCGUAGCUAUCGCUUGGUUUUCGCAGUGGUCAGGAAAUGGUCUUGUGUCGUUCUACCUGAACAAGGUCUUCGACACCAUCGGUAUCACUAGCCCUACUGUCCAACUACUCAUUACUGGAAUCCUUGCCAUAUGGAAUCUAUUCUGGGCUGUAUUCGCCUCAUUCCUGGUUGACCGUGCCGGACGCCGAGUGCUCUUCUUGACUUCUGCUGCAGGCAUGGUUGUUUUCUUCUCUAUGCAAACAGUGUGUUCCGCGCAGUUUGCAUUGCAUGGAAACACGGCCGCCGCACACGCUGUCAUUGCCUUCAUCUUCCUGUUCUAUGCUGCUUACGACAUUGCAUUCACGCCUCUCAUUGUCUCGUACACAGUCGAGAUCUUACCAUACUCAUUGCGUGCGAAGGGAUUCAACGUGUUCAACUUCGUUGUCUCCCUUUCUCUAAUCUUCAACCAAUACGUCAACCCUAUCGCUCUUCAAAACAUAGCCUGGAAGUACUAUAUUGUAUACUGCUGCUGGCUUGCAUUCGAGUUUGGCUUCCUCUACUUUAUGAUCAUCGAGACGAAGAACCGCACGCUCGAGGAGACGGCGGCGCUCUUCGAUGGCGAGGACAUCAGCAAGCACGUCACCGGCAUUAUUGGCGCGGACGAAAUACGUCAAGACCACAAAGAUUACGACAUAAAGGAUGGUGGUGCGUCUACUCCUGAGGAGAAGCUCGAGAGCACCCAGAAAGUGUAA